Messenger RNA from Dentiscutata erythropus, 501 nucleotides. The record is from the annotation of a GenBank genome assembly. Lineage: Eukaryota; Fungi; Glomeromycota; Glomeromycetes; Diversisporales; Gigasporaceae.
AUGAAUAAAGAAAACGAUUGCAAUUUCCAAUAUUUUAAUUUAAAUAAUAAAUGGAUGUUACUUGGUUACUUGGAAUAUUGCGAUAAACAAAAUAUUUUGCAGAGCAGAAAGGUUGAACGUAAAAGAUUUAAGGAAUACCUCAAUUAUAUCAUACAAAAUAUCCCUACGAAAAAGAAUAAGGCGUCAAAAGCAAAACUAAAAUUAAGCUCUCACGACAAUCAACGCAAAGAAGAUAUCGAAGAUUUUUGGAAAAGAAUUAUUGGUUUGAGACCUUCUUCUUCUUCCACUUCACAAAAUCAGGCUUCUUCAAUCAAGGAAAAUGGAAAAUGCAAACAUAGAGACGUUGAUUAUGUACAUGGUGUUGUCACUACCGGUGAAAAGUGGUUUUUCACCGUAGUGACAACAGACAAUGAAAUAGGUGCUGUCCAUACACCUAUUAUUCUCCAUUUAAGUGACAAAAAUAUACCUGACGAUGUACUUAAAGUUGAUGUUCGAUUUUUG